Messenger RNA from Cherax quadricarinatus, 1011 nucleotides. Its product is annotated as neurotrophin 1-like. Gene Ontology annotation, biological process: innate immune response; central nervous system formation. Gene Ontology annotation, cellular component: extracellular region. Lineage: Eukaryota; Metazoa; Arthropoda; Malacostraca; Decapoda; Parastacidae. Gene Ontology annotation, molecular function: growth factor activity; Toll binding. The record is from RefSeq and is a predicted model, not a curated record.
UCAGGUAAUUCUGAUGGGUGUUAGCAUAGCGACGGCCUCCAGCACGUCACAUGUAAACACUCGGGUCGUCUACAAAAGGUGCUGGUUACCCCAUCCUGACUUCCUCAACUCAAGAACCAUCGCCAACACCACCAACAUCCAACCAGACUACAUCACCAUCGGAGCAGCCAGCAACACCUCUUUCAGCAUCAGAAUAUCCAUCAACAUCAGAUAUUAGCACAAUAUCAUCAACAACAGACAGUAGUAGCACAGCAUCAAUAACAGACAGCAGCACAACAUCAACAACUGACAGUAGCACAUCAUCAACAACAGACAGCAGAACAACAUCAUCAACAGACAGUAGCACAACUUCAUCAACAACUAACAGCAACACAAUGUCAUCACUUACUGAAAAAUCAGAUGUCUCACAGGCACCCAAGUCGUCAACACUCACUUACAACCCAGUGCCAUAUUCAUUCCACCGAAGACCCUCCUAUCAUCAGCGACCACACUAUGGCCAUGGUCCCGUAAUCCCCCAAUGCGCCGCCAACACUACCAAGUCUUGGUGCAUUGAGGAUGACCAGUACCCAACCUAUGAGAUCAAACACGCCCUCGGCCAUCACUACGAGAAAGUCCUCUCCCUCUAUGCUAAUUUAGAUGAUUUCAGCACCGAACUCUCCGUUAAGGGUCUGAUGGAGGAGACGUACCUCUGUCCCUCAGAAACUACUUACAUCAGGCCUCUGCGAGCCAAGAACACCGAGGGCAAGUGGCACGUCAUCGUGAACCACAUCAAGAUUCAUUAUGUGACUCUCUCCCAAAUAACGCGCAUCGAGGAGUGCCUGACUCCCGACGAAGACUGUCCCUUAGUACCUGAAUGUUACGAUUCCACUUGCCUGCAGAAGUCCAUUUAUCACCGGUUCCUCGUCUACGACCUUUGUGAUCAGUACUUUCCCUUCGCCAUUGAGACGUUCAAGCUGCCUGCCAGCUGUGCCUGUCUAUUGGACUCCUUCAACUUCGACCGCUAAGUAUUGA